UCAGCGUUCUGCUGCCGAUGCCGAUGCCGAUGCCGAUGCUAGCGGCACGCGCAGACGGCCCUGAUUGAUGCACACACGUGAUUGAUUGAUUUCUGUCCGGCUGUCUGUCUGGCUGGCUGUCUGGUUGAGUGAAUGAAUGUAUACCGUGUUGUCGUUCUUGUAGACGUCGUCGAUCCAGUUCAUCAGGUGGCCCACUCGCCCACUGUGUUUUCGCUCACCAUCGUAGUACUGAAGCACGACCUGAGACACCGUCUUCCCACGCAGAGAAGCCAAAUUCCUCCCGUCAAACGCCAUCUGUAUCACACACCCGAACGAAAAGAGAGAGACAGACCAGUGAGUGGAUGGGGUGGAGGUGUGCUCGCUACACCUCGCUGCACUGACCUCCUCAACGACCUCAAGGGCAGCGUGUGCCUUCUGCUUCUUUAGGGCCGCCACCAGGUCCACAUGCGACAGCAUGUGGAGCUUGUCGACGUACUCACUGCUCCCCCCUCCACGUUCAUCACCCUCCCCGUCGGCCACCAAGUCUACCACCUCACCCUGCUGAUGCCCGACACCGCUCGCACCUUCCGGCCCACGCCCAUCCCGUGUUUUUGCCCCGGACGCACCCGUCUCUACCUUGACCCGAGACGCACCCUGCACCCUCUCGGCGGAUGCUACUGCUACUGCCGCUGCUGCUGCUGCUGCUGGAGGGUCAUGUUGCCCACCCAUCUGCUCCUGCUUGAUGGUGGUUCCGCCCUGACGGCUGUGCUGGUUGUAGUCGGCUGGUGGUGUGUCGGCGAGCUCCGUCUUGACGACAGCACUGGGUGCAGGAGGUGGCUGUGGCUGUGUCUGUGGCUGUGGGUGCCCCUCACCGUCCCUCUCCCCGGCAGCUCCCACCGCUGGCCGCUCCUCAUGCUGCUGGUCCUGGUGCAUAGGGUGGUUCUCUUGCUGCGGUGGCUGGUCCACUGUCAGUGGUGGCUGCGGCGAUGGGGCCUCAGCCAUCGCUGAGUUGCCAUGAGAUGCGGGGACUGUGGCGGCGAGAGGGCGGGGAGGCAGAGGUGGAACUGGUGGCGGCGGGGGAGGCGGCGCAGCCAU
Vitrella brassicaformis is the source of this 1074-nucleotide messenger RNA. Lineage: Eukaryota; Vitrellaceae. The record is from the annotation of a GenBank genome assembly.